Molecule: messenger RNA, 1583 nt
Organism: Boeremia exigua
Lineage: Eukaryota; Fungi; Ascomycota; Dothideomycetes; Pleosporales; Didymellaceae
Exons: 1
Coding region: 1-1374 (457 amino acids)
Source: RefSeq, a predicted model, not a curated record
AUGCACAUGCGUUACACGCUGGACCAGCGCAUGGCGAACUUGCACAUUACCGAACAGCAGCAGUUCCAGUUGGCUCUGCAGCAGCAAGAGCACGAUCAGCACCAGCAAUGGCAAUUCGAACAACAAUGGCAGCAGCAGCGCAAUCCGCGAGUGACCCUUAAUUACCUUCUUGCGGAUCCAGCUAUCUACGAACCGUCGCCCCUGGAAGUCUGUGAGCAAAGACGCCGACUGCAGCAUCAAACUAAGGAGCUCUAUAACCUAGAAUCUCUUCAGUUGCCCGGCCGGAUGCCAGUGACUUACCAGAACCCACAGCCAGAGCUCUUUAUGGAGCCUUUCCUGACUUAUCCCGUGGAUCCAAGCCAAGGUAUGAGUCAAGAUAUGCUUCCAGACUAUGAGUUGAUUGAUCCCAACUUCUACUGUAACCUCGGAUCACCAGCUAAUGGACUACAGGCUGACUACAGUUGGACUGAUUCCGGCCCAUCUAUUCAAGAGGCUACUCAGGAAGCGGACUUCAGCGGUUCGAAUUACGGUAAUCAACUGGUAGACGAUGAUGCCUUCGAUCUACUUGGUGACUCAAUCCCUUCAGUUCAGUAUGACCAUGACCUCUCAGAUGCAAUGGUUAUCGACGUGGCAGACGUGAACCCACCUGACACGCUGCAGAACUUCAUCACUGCUGAAGCUCAGCAAACUCAACAAGAACCUGCGAUUGAAGUCCAGCCCCAAGCUCCAGCUGCCCGAGUUCGUCAGCCCCGUGCCAAAACCCCAUCGUUCUCACUAGACGCCUUUUUCCAGGACUUCAACGCUUCAGAUGACAUUCUACGCCAACCAGCUCUGCCCAACCAUGAUCUCACGGGUGAGGCACUGGCUAAGCAACUGAUUUCCGAGCUUGGGCUUGCCUUCCGCCUCACUGAACUCCAUCGCCGCUGGAAUAAGAACAAGGUCAACGAUUGGUUCAAGGAAGUAGACCUUCUCGAUCGUCUUGAAGGUAAGAAGGCCAUUGUUCCAUGGGGACCGCUCUCCGAUUGGCUCGUGAUGUAUCAGAACGAAUUGGAGACUAUCCUGGACCGCUACGGCGACGUUUCGAAUAUCGAUUGGCAGACUGAACGCAAGGUCCGCGCCGAUAAGUAUACCCUCACCAAAUCGCUUACCUCUGACCUGCGAGACGAAGCUCAGCGGCUUAUUGAAGUGAACAAAGAAUCGCUUCUCGAGUUGCUUGUUGAGCUCACCGGCCAGGACGGUUCGGAAGUUAAGUUUGUGUUGGACAAAAAGUUACGCCUCGUGAAAGCUGCAGUUGUCAAUGACUGUGCGGUGAACGGCAUCCUGGCGCUGCGCGUUGGGCCCCACGGUGUGUAUGUUGAUUGCAAGAAGGCCUAAGUGAAGGGAGUAAGAAUGCUGGCCAUUCAAGCGCAAGGAGAUCAAGAUCAAGGGAGCCAGAAUGCUGGACAUUCGAAGGUGCGAAUUACACAUUAGCGAAAUUUCGGUAGGUCAGGCAACCUCAUAUGGUAUCAACAAACAAUGAAGUCAUACAGACACAAAGACUGUGAAUGCAUGUUAAUUACAGACGCAAAAGAACAUGAAGUGAU